Messenger RNA from Caretta caretta (loggerhead turtle), 1043 nucleotides. It is a transcript of the gene PRLH, whose product is annotated as prolactin releasing hormone. Gene Ontology annotation, biological process: G protein-coupled receptor signaling pathway; feeding behavior; response to peptide hormone. Gene Ontology annotation, molecular function: neuropeptide hormone activity; prolactin-releasing peptide receptor binding. Lineage: Eukaryota; Metazoa; Chordata; Testudines; Cheloniidae. The record is from RefSeq and is a predicted model, not a curated record.
CUUUGGCUCACAGAGUCCAAUCACUGGAGGAAGGAAGCAGCAUCACACUCCAGAACUCCGACUUGACACACAGCUGGGCUCACACCUUGCUAAAUUCCGGCACCAGCCACAAUCCUUGGGGGAGCUGAAGGGAAUGAAACUGCUGGCUGCCUGCUUCAUGUACCUGCUGCUCACCUGUCUGACCCUGCCCAAAGUCGAAUGCCGACUCCAUGAGCGAUCCAUGGAAAUCAGGAACCCUGAUAUCGACCCUUCCUGGUACACGGGGCGUGGGAUCAGACCCGUGGGACGGUUUGGCCGGAGGAGAGCAGUCGUGGAGAGCUCCCGGAAGUCGGGCUAUGGACACAGGCAAGCUUGCUUCCCUCUAGAAGAAAGCAGUGAAUCCAUUCAAGAUGAAUGAAAUGGCUAAGACAAAGAAUGAAUUUGAGUGAUGAUAAGAAAAGACCCUUCUCCUCUCUUCCUUCCACAUCCCAGCCUCUCUUCUAGGCAAAUGAAAAUGUUUGGUCUCAUUUCAAUGUAUCUUUGUGGCUAUAAAGUAAAGAAACCAAAGAGCAGUUGAUAACUCCAGUAUUUUUGCAGACAAUUUCCCUCUUGUCUGUUUUUUCUUUUUCUCUCCCCUGUUCCCCAUUUGUCCCCCAUUUCUGGCUUUUGCUCUCAGUCUAAGAUGAUUUACACCAGAAAAUUGCUGGGGGAAAGAAAUACAAAUUCCCAUGUUAAUUCUCUUCCUAGAGCAUGGGCUCUUUUAUACAAACCAAAAUAAUAAAAAAAAAAAUCAAGAAACCGAGCCCUGCACGUCUGAUGUGACUUUAAAUGAAUCAGACUUGUCGCAGCUCUCUUGGGCAGUAGGGUCUUUAGAACCGAGUGGCAUCACUUUCCGCCGAGAUUGUGUCUCUUUUCCUGAAAAAGAAAAGGAGGACUUGUGGCACCUUAGAGACUAACCAAUUUAUUUGAGCAUAAGCUUUUGUGAGCUAUAGCUCACUUCAUCGGAUGCAUUCAGUCUUUUCCUGAACAAUUUCUCUUCCACACAAUAAAGUUUUUUGAUGUGA